This is a messenger RNA of Salvia hispanica, 480 nucleotides long. The record is from RefSeq and is a predicted model, not a curated record. NCBI's taxonomy places the organism in Eukaryota, Viridiplantae, Streptophyta, Magnoliopsida, Lamiales, Lamiaceae.
UGCUCCUCCUCUUCCUCCUCCCACCGGGGCUCUCCGGAUUUGGACGAUUUCUUCCAAAUCGUCGUCACCGCCGAUUGCCUCCAGUCCAAGGAUAAGAAAGUCACAACCGCCAAGGAGACCAAAUCGUGCUUCGAGGAGCGCUUCAAGACAGGAAAAACUGUUGGUUCUUCACCAAACUCAGCUGCAGCAGCAGCAUACUACUACACCGGAUGCGAACACGACUACGAGCCGCACUUCCUCGAUUCCUGCUCCCUCUGCGGCAGAUCGCUCUGCCAAAACAACGACAUCUUCAUUUACAGAGGGAACACGCCGUUCUGUAGCCAGGAGUGCAGGCAGGAACAGAUAGAGAUGGAUGAGGCGAUGGAGAAGAAGAAAUGGAAGAGGUCUUCUUCCUCCAAGAGAUCGAGCGCUGCGAGACAGAGCUCCGACGAAUCUGACAUCAAUAAAGCUGUACGCACUGGAGUAGUGGCUGUGGCCUGA